AUGACAGAUUUCGAACAUGAUGAAUUAUUCAAAUCAUUAUUAAUAAAAGACGACUUAAAAGGCUAUGAAGAUCCAGAGAAAUUCAAGAAAUGGAUUCCAAAAAUUGAAAAAUAUAGAAAAGUUUUAGCUGAUGCAAUUCCUCAAAAUCUAACUAUAGAAUUACCCAAGCCAAGAGAUGAAUUAAUUAAAGAUGAAUUCAAUUCAAUUGAUUAUUUAUAUACUGAAAAGAUAUUAAGUUCUGAAGAAUUUGAAUAUACUGAUUCACCUGCAUCAACGAUAUUAUCAAAUAUAGCAUCAGGAAAAUGGACAUCAACUGAAGUAUUUAAAGCUUUUGCACAUAGAGCAAUUAUUGCACAUCAAUUUACAAAUUGUGCAGUUGAAUUAUUCAUAGGUGAAGGUAUAAAGAAAGCUGGAGAAUUAGAUGAAUACUACAAUAAAAAUGGUAAGACUGUUGGGCCAUUGCAUGGUUUACCUAUAUCAUUAAAAGAACAUAUUGGAUUAAAAGGUAGAAUUGGUCAUUUAGGUUUAGUUUCAUUGUUGGAUAAUAUAAUGGAAGAUGAUGCAAUAACUGCGAAAGUUUUAUCUAAAUUAGGAGCUAUAUUUUAUAUAAGAACAAAUGAACCACAAGCAUUAUUACAUUUGGAUUCAGGAAACAAUAUUACAGGAUUAACUAAAUGUCCAUACAACUUAUUAUUAUCAAGUGGUGGAUCAUCAUCAGGAGAAGGUGCAUUGGUUUCAUUUGGUGGAUCAGUUAUAGGUAUUGGAUCGGAUAUUGGAGGAUCAAUUAGAUCACCGGCUGCAUUUUCAGGAUGUCAUGGGUUUAGACCAUCAUCAAGAAGAAUUUCAGCUAGGGGUUGUGUAGGUAAUAAUGAAGAUGGACAGGAAUCUGUUGUUGGAGUUAUUGGACCAUUAGCUAGAUCAAUUGAAGAUAUUAAUAUAUUUAUGAAAUUUUACAUUAAUGAAGGUAACCCUUGGAAUUUGGACCCGUGGAGUUUACCUAUUAGAUGGAGAGAAGUUGAAGUACCUAAAUUAUCGAACUUAAAAAUUGCAGUAUUGAGAGAUGACGGAGUGUGUAGAGUUACACCACCUAUAAGAAGAGGGUUAGAUACAGUUGUUAAUAAGUUGAAACUAGCAGGAGUUGAGAUUGUUGAAUUUGCACCAAAAAAUGGUCAAUUAGCUUAUGAUACAGCAAUGACAUUAUAUAACGCCGAUGGAAAUCAAGCAUUACGUGAAUUAUUCUCAGCAAGUGGAGAACCAUUAUCAAGAUUAACUAAAUGGUAUUUGAACGUAGGUGAAGGUGCAAAAGAAUUGACAGUUACAGAAAAUAGAAGACUUAACUCAGUAAGAGAUAGAUUAAGAGAAGAAUAUAAUGACUUUUUAUUUGAAAACAAAAUAGAUUUUAUAUUAGGUCCAGCUUAUAAUAACGUUGCACCACAAUCGGAAGAUGUCUUUAAUGAAUCAUACACUUUAAUUUACAAUUUGUUGGAUUUCCCAAGUAUGGUGUUCCAAACUGGAUUAUUCCAAGAUCCCGAGAUUGAUGUUUGGACCAAAGAAGAUGAAACCUAUGAAUAUAAAACUGGAUUAGAAGAAUUAGAGAAUAAGAAUUAUAAACCUGAAAAAUUUAAAGGAGCUCCAAUAGCUUUACAAUUAAGUGGUAGAAGAUAUUUUGACGAAGAAGUUGUUGCUGGUUCAAAAGCUAUAGUUGAUUUAUUAGAAGUUGAUUUAUUGAAACAUUGA
This is a messenger RNA of Lodderomyces jiufengensis, 1737 nucleotides long. RefSeq lists its product as uncharacterized. The coding region runs from base 1 to 1737 and encodes 578 amino acids. The record is from RefSeq and is a predicted model, not a curated record. NCBI's taxonomy places the organism in Eukaryota, Fungi, Ascomycota, Pichiomycetes, Serinales, Debaryomycetaceae. The transcript has a single exon.